AGCACAGCUGGACAGGCAGCUUUUCCGGACCCGACCCACACGAGCCCAGGACUGAGAGUGGUACCAAUGGGCGAGGGUGAGGAGGUAGCUUUGGGGCCCUGACAUCGACCCAAGCAGCAGGAAGAGAAAGGUUAAGGAUGGUACAUGGGAUGGGUGAUGCCGGCUGCUGGCUCCUGCUUGGGCUGUCCCUCCUCCCUCUCUUCGGGCUGGGCUCCCAGGACAAUGGGAAGGUGAUUCGCAUCAACAAGGUCCAGCACCAGCCGCUGCGUGUGGGGCUGGCUGAGCCAGUGGCCCUGCCCUGCCUCUUCUUGCUCCAGCCUUCGGCCUCGCUGGGGCCCAAUGAGCCACCGGACCCGCCUCGCAUCAAAUGGAGCAAGGUGCAGGCGGCAUCUGGGCAGAAGGAGGACGUGCCAGUCCUGGUGGCCAAGGAUAACGUGGUGAAGGUGGUGAAAGCCUACGAGGGGAGGGUGUCCCUGCCUGGCUACCCCAGCAACCGCUACAACGCCACCCUGGUGAUCAGCGCGGCGCGGGCCAGCGACGCUGGGCUGUACCGCUGCGAGGUGGUGGCCGGUGUCGACGACGAGCAGGACCUGCUGCCCCUGGAGGUCACGGGCGUGGUGUUCCACUACCGAGCCGCCAGCAACCGCUAUGCGCUGACCUUCCCUGAGGCCCAGCACACCUGCCGGGAGAACUCCGCCGUCAUCGCCUCCCCGCGUCACCUGCAGGCUGCCUUCGAAGAUGGCUACGACAACUGCGAUGCUGGUUGGCUGGCCGACCAGACCGUCCGGUACCCCAUCACGCUCUCCAGACCUGGCUGCUACGGAGACCGCAGCAGCCUCCCGGGCAUCCGCAGCUACGGGGAGCGGGAAGCCAGCGAAGCCUAUGAUGUCUACUGCUACGCCAGGGAGCUCCGAGGGAAAGUGUUCUACGUCUCCACGCCCGGACGGCUGACGUCUCAGGGAGCCAGGAAGCACUGCCAGAGCCGGGGGGCCUCGCUAGCCACCACGGGCCAGCUGUACUUAGCCUGGAGGGACGGCUUGGACCAGUGCGACCCAGGCUGGCUGGCUGACGGAAGCGUCCGCUACCCAAUCAGGACCCCACGUAAAAAAUGUGGCGGGGACGAGCCGGGCGUGAGGACCGUGUACCAGUUCCCCAACCGGACAGGCUUCCCGGACCCAGCCUCCAAGUUUGACGCCUACUGCUACAAAGCGGGUCAGCAGCCAUCCCCGUCGCAGAAGAAACCAGACGAGUUGAGGCCUGAGAAAACAGAGAGCAGCCUGGACCGCCGGCAGCCGGAGCAGGAUCUGGAUGGGUUGGAGCCGGCGGGGCCUGACCCUCUGGGCAUUGACAACGUCUUGGUGGAACAUGCCGAGGAGCAGCUGCCUCUGGCGCGAAACGAGCCGAUUCCCAAGGAGCGCAAAGACCCCAGCGUGUCCGGGGACUCCAGGGAGAUCACCCGCGAUCGCUACAACCUGUGGCACAAGCUGCUGGGGCCAGUCCUGACGGAGGAUGAGCAGCUGCAGCUGGUGACGGCUAGCCAGGCCCCCCAGGGGGGAUCCGAGAGGGCAGCAGCCACGGUAGCUCCCGCUCUGGAAGGGGCCGGGGUUCUGGCUGACACUGUGUCUCCGAAACCCUCUUCAGUCUCCUUUCCGGCUGGGCCGGGGGAAGAUCAGUCUCUGAAUAUGGUCGACCAGGCACCAGCGCAUGGGGUGAGCAGCGACCAGGGAGCCCAUGAGCCGCUGGGCUUCACCACAGGCCGCUGGGAGGAGACUCCUGGCCCCAGCCAGCUGUCCUCUGAGGAAAGAGACGCCCCAGCCCUGGGGGAGACCACCGAUGCCUUCCAGCCAACCUGGCACACUGGCAUCACGCAGGGGCCCCUGUCAGCUGAUCCGCAGCCACCUUCCCAAAGCCCUGCCCCAGAGCUUCCCCAGGAAGGAGCCGCUAGCACUGUGGCCCAGGAUAGCAUGGGGGCAUCAUCCGCUGCCAACAAGCCUGAGCAGCUGAGCCCCGCUGCUCCGGAUGAACCCAGCCAUCUGCCCCACGGCCCCGAACCUACCAAGAAGAGCGUCUCCUCGGGGCUGAACGGCCGCUACUUCCAGCUGCAGCGCGAGGGACAAGCCCAGGACGUGGACGGGAACGCUUGGGGGGGCCUCACGCCCGCCCCUGGCCUGGCACAGGAGAUGAAAGGCAGAGUGGACAACGCAGUCGAGAUCCUUCCCACAGCCAACCCCACUGCCAAGGCCCACGCAGGGGAAGGCGCCUACCCCAUCUCCAACGAAGUGGACGGGCAGGCCGAGGGGCAGGCCGGCUACAAGCAAAGGGGAUCAGCACACCCAUGGCUCCCGCAGAUGGGGACAACCCCAGCGCCCCCCUUGCCAUCCGCUCCCGGCCAGAAAGAACAGCCGCAAUGGACCCUCCGCCUGACACCGCCGCUCCCCCAGCACAGCCGUGGGGCUCCCACUGACCACCCCCCGUCCAGCAACAGUCCUUGGGCAGGGCAGGCGAUCGAUACCAGCGGGAUGGGAGAGUCACUGAUGGGUACUCGGGGGGCGGCAGAGACAGCAGCCAGCGCAGAGGAGGGAAGACAGGACUGGAGCUCUGACAGCAGCCCGACGCCGGCAGCCAGUGGACUGUCUCUGGGCCCGGCCGGCACCCUGACCCCAGGAAACGCUCUCAGUCCCCUGGAGGAGGCUGCUCUCGACCCGCCGCUCCCCAGCUCCAGCGUCCGAGGCGACUACCCCCAGGCGGGCGGCCUGGGGCUGCCACCCCCUGGGGAGGAUGCGGAGGAUUCCUCUGGGGAGAUCACCUCCAGUGAGGAGGGUGCCACCCCCAUCCCACCGCUGCCUGCCCUCCCCAGGGCCCCCCUGCAUGCACUACUCCCCCCCCACGCUGAGGAGCCAGGGGCGCCCCCCUCCGCCCAUCCCCACCCCGGGGGCAGCGAAGGCAGCGGCGCUGCGGAGUACAGCUUCCCGGAGAGGAAGGGCAAAGCCGUGAGCUUUACUGAGAGGUUCAUUUCCUUGGCUGGCCGCGCUGGCAGCCCAGCAGCCAGCACUGAGAGCUCCGGCUCCAAGGAUCCCAGGGAGAGAGCUGGCACGGGCGCCCACAGGGCUCUGGGCUUGGAGUCUCUGGAUGAACCCCCGGGGACAGAGGAAACGCUGCCCAGCCUGCCUGGCCCAGCCUGGGAGCUGAGAGACGAGCAGGCUGAGCUGCAAGGCGAAGGCGCGGUCACUCAUCCCGCCGAGGAGAUUCCAUCCCCAGAACCCACCCGCUCUGACCCUUGGGUGGCACCAGCCAGGCACAGCGAGCCGGCCAGCCGCGAACCUGCCACGCAGCCCAGCCCAGCCUGGGCAAUGGCAGCCGGCCAGCCGCAGCCACAGGAGCUGGAGGGGGAGGACGUGUACUUGGCUGCAGCACUGUCCGGGGACGGGUCAGCGGAGCAGACUGUGGGUCCCCCGACACUGCCUUUUGGCACCACCCAGACCAUGGCUCUGGGCCCCUACAAGCCAGCAGGGACCAACUGGCCGGUGACCAGGAGGGGGCAGAUGGUGGCAGCAGCUGCCAUCAGCCUCCUACAGCCAUCGCUGGCAAUCACGGAGCCUGCCCGCUCCCCCGCAGCGGGUCCCACGCUCCCCGGCGCUGUUGCUAACCGAGCCCCUGCAGCAGGACCAGCCCAGGCUGCUGUCACAAUGACUGGGCUGCCAGGAACCACCGGCGCCACGGGGCUUGAGAGCUCACCCUCCACACCGGCUGCUGCAAGCCACACAGAGCCCAACGCGGAGGAUGUCUCAGGGGAAGCCAAGAGGGAGGAGCCCCUGACGCCGUGGGGCUCUGCAGCUGGGCCACCCCAGCUGGAACAAAGGCCAAGGGUGAGCGCCAGCCCUCAGGACCCCCUGCCCAGCUUGCCGACUGACUUGUCCCCGCUGGUUGCCGGGUCCCGGGAGGAAGGCAGCCUGGAGCCCGCCGUGCACACCAGCCAGGCCUUCGAGGAACCCAAGGCGGAGCUGGACAGAUUCGUUCUCCAGCCCGUGAUUGACGAGGCCCAGGGGCUUUUGCUGGCGGACAGGGAGGCCGACAGCGGGAGCGGAGAGGAGCAAGUGCUGCCGUUUGUGGGGGAGAAGGAGAGCCCGGCCUGGACCAGGGAGGGCAAGGCCAGCACACUGGCUCAGGCCGACCCCUGCGAGACUAACCCCUGCCUGCACGGUGGGACCUGCCAGUCCAACGGAACCAUCUACAGCUGCAGCUGCGACCAGGGCUUCACCGGGGAGAACUGCGAAAUAGAUAUUGACGAUUGCCUAUCCAGCCCGUGUCAGAACGGAGGCACCUGCAUCGACGAGAUAAACUCCUUCGUCUGCCUCUGCCUGCCCAGCUAUGGGGACAGCCUGUGUGAGAAAGACACGGAGGGAUGCGAUCAUGGCUGGCACAAGUUCCAGGGCCACUGCUACCGCUACUUUGCGCACCGGCGCUCCUGGGAGGACGCGGAGCGGGACUGCCGCCGGCGCGCCGGCCACCUGGCCAGCAUCCACUCGCCAGAGGAGCAUGGCUUCAUUAACAGCUUUGGGCACGAGAACACCUGGAUUGGGCUCAAUGACCGGAUUGUGGAGCAGGAUUUCCAGUGGACGGAUAACACGGGCCUGCAAUAUGAGAACUGGCGGGAGAACCAGCCCGACAACUUCUUCGCGGGCGGCGAGGACUGCGUGGUGCUGGUGUCCCACGAGAUCGGCAAGUGGAACGACGUCCCCUGCAACUACAACCUGCCGUACAUCUGCAAGAAAGGCACAGUGCUGUGCGGGCCGCCCCCGGCCGUGGAGAACGCCUUCCCCGUCGGCAAGCAGAAGGAGAAGUACAGUAUCCACUCGACCGUCCGGUACCAGUGCGAGGGUGGCUUCACCCAGAGGCACGUCCCCACCAUCAAAUGCCACAGCAACGGGAAGUGGGACAGACCAAAACUCCUCUGCACAAAACCCAGAAGGUCCCACAGAACCCGGCGCCACCACCGCCGCCACCACAGCCACCCGCGCCACCACCACAACUCCCGCAAGGAGCGGAGAAAACACAGGAAGCAGCUCCAGUUGGACUGGAUGGAGGAAGGGAACUACUUCUAGAGGCUGGUGACGAGCAAGCACCAGUCCCCUCCCCUCCCCCCGCCCCGGGAUGAGCCGGGCACGUGUGUGUGAUGGGACAGGGCAACUUCUACUGACACCCCCCCGACCCCCUUUUCUAAACCUCUUUGCUUUCAUUCCUUAGGGUGCCCCCAUCGCCUGUGUGCCUGGGGGGGUACAUGUGUGUGCGUUUGUGUCCCUCUGUGCGUCCACACGGCCUUGACUCUGCUGGUGCUCAGUCCCUCCAGGAGCCACUCAGCACCAUGCAGGGUCCAGUCGUUGGGCUCCACCCGUCCCGGCUCCCACUGAGCGCAGAGGCCAGGCCAGGCUCCCAGGUCGGGUCCAUACUGUCCUAGCACGUCCGUGCAGGGCCUGAUCCUCAGCUAGUGUCAACUGAGGCCACUGUCCACUUCAGUGGCUUUACCCCGAUUCCCACCGGUGGGGGGACGGGGGGCUCUGGCCCGGUUUGGUACGUCUACACGGCAAAACAACCCCGCGGCAGCGAGUCUCAGAGCCCGGCCUCUGAGACUUACUGUGGGGGGUUGUUGUGGGAACGUAGAUGUACCCACUGACUCCAGUGGAGCCUGGCGGAUUCACUCCAGCUGGGAUCUGGCCCGUGUUCCCAGCUGUUCCCCUCCCCAUCUCUGGCUCCUCUUCUGGGCAAGACCCCAGUGUGAGUCCUCAUCCCCAAUCCCACUGGCCUUCUGCAGGGAGACUCCAGCUUUUUAAUAAACAACCCCCCUUCCUUUUUGUCCCCCCCCCCAAGUAGGAGGUCCCUAUAGUCCCCUCCCUGCCAGGCCCCCUCUUCCGCUCCUCCCCCAGUGGCAUCUGUGAUCCAUUCUCUUCCUUUCGGAUCCAGUGGUUUCCUGCCUGGCUAGAAGUGCAGAAGCCCAGAGCAGGAGGCAGGCUCACAGUCACAGCACUGAAGGUUUCUCAGUAUUUGAAAACGACCGUCCUUACUCAAACCAAGGGCCGUUCCCAUAGGAGCCCAGUGGCUGACAAUCCUUUUCCAGCUUCGGUCCCCCCAACAGACCGGGAGAGCAAAGCGGCCCCAGCCACCGGCAGGUUACAACGCAGAGAGCAGCUCCCUUCCAUCCGCCUUCGUUUCAUUUGCUGUCUCCCUUUCCCCGGGGCGAGAGGCAACGGGCAGAAAACGCACCGUAGGAAAGACAAGGGGGAGCAGGCGGCCCUUGAGAUCCAGUAUUGCUCUGGGGUUGGGACGCUUCUCAAUAGAAAACAGACGGAACCCGUCCAGGGCAGGGUCUGUUCUCGCCUUUCCGUCCCUUCCCCAUUGGGCAGCAGCAGGCCCAGUUACACUUUCUUUCUGUGCUGACGGUUCUGCCUGGCUCCAGCCCCCGCCCCAGGACAGACGUACCAGGGAUCCAGGGUCUGCUUUUCGUUUUCUUUGCCAUUUUAAAGCACUGAUCUUACAAACAUGUGACAUGAGCAAUCCCCUGGGGCCAGGCCCUCAGCAGAGCUACGCCAGUUUAUACCAGCUGCAGAGCUGGUCCGUUGACUCCAGUGGAGCUGGGCUGAUUUACAGCAACUGGAGCUCUGGCCCCAUUGACUUCAGUGGGGCUGCUUGUGUGAGUGACGUUACCCCAGUGCGUAAGGGCUACAUUCUGCCACCGUCACUGGAGCUGCCUGGCUGAUUUCAAUGGGCCUUGAGCAAAAGGGAAUUGCCCACGGGGCGAAAUUCAGCUGUGGACAGGGGUCGGCACAAGGACUAUGCACCAAUCCAAACGGAGAGUCUCCCGUUUUGGAUGGCAGCAUCUGGAGCCCCCAACUGAGAUUGGGCCCCAUUGUGCCGGGUGCUGCACAGCAGAGCUGGCCCAGCUCCACACAGCUCACAGCCUGAACAGACAAAGGGCAGAAGGAGAAGCAGAGGCCUUGAGGGGGGAAGUGACUCCCCCGAGGCAGAGACAGGACUGGAACCCGCCCUCCCCAGUCCCGUCCACUAGACCCCGCUGCCUCUGCCUUACAUCCAAACGAGCGGGACUGAUUCGCACCAAGGGAGUGUGGGUCUGUGCCGGAGCUGGAGGUGUUAUUCCAACUCGCCUGGCUGCACCCGCUCGCACCAGUGCCUAGAAAUGGAAGUGUAGCCCUGCGCGCGUCACCUAGCGCCUCAGCUGGGCCGUCCCGCUGCUAGCACUGCCCGGGCUCAUUGCAAAUGACACCUUCAGCUCCAGAGCAGUCGUAGCCUUGUGCCGGGCCUUUCGCACGGGGAGGGGGCUGAAUUUCCCCCAAGGUUGACAGAACCGGUCCCAAUGCCUUUGCAGGAUCGUGGCCCUCGCGGUUUGUUUUGGGGUUGGUUUUUUUUUUCUGUUUGUCGUCAUUUACUCGGGUUGAUUUGGUGUGUGCGUGUGUGCGCGUGUGUGUGGCAGCGCAGCCAGCUGCUUUCCAGUCUCUGCUGUUUGCGAUGUGAGCGCAGUGUCCUGUACCCCCAGCCCCCGUGGCAGUGCUGACACGCUGCGUUUCUGUAUUGCUGGACAUUUUAAUAAAU
Mauremys mutica (yellowpond turtle) is the source of this 7602-nucleotide messenger RNA. RefSeq names its product neurocan (gene NCAN). Gene Ontology annotation, molecular function: hyaluronic acid binding; calcium ion binding. Gene Ontology annotation, biological process: cell adhesion. The record is from RefSeq and is a predicted model, not a curated record. NCBI's taxonomy places the organism in Eukaryota, Metazoa, Chordata, Testudines, Geoemydidae. The coding region runs from base 138 to 5102 and encodes 1654 amino acids. The transcript is spliced from 16 exons.